Messenger RNA from Wickerhamiella sorbophila, 1041 nucleotides. RefSeq names its product Transcriptional regulatory protein RXT2. The record is from RefSeq and is a predicted model, not a curated record. The coding region runs from base 1 to 1041 and encodes 346 amino acids. Gene Ontology annotation, biological process: negative regulation of rDNA heterochromatin formation; negative regulation of silent mating-type cassette heterochromatin formation. Gene Ontology annotation, cellular component: Rpd3L complex; cytosol. The transcript has a single exon. Lineage: Eukaryota; Fungi; Ascomycota; Dipodascomycetes; Dipodascales; Trichomonascaceae.
AUGUCCGACAAGGAGACGCUGUUUGAAAUUAUCCGCUUGAAAGAGCGACUGGCAGAACCCGCGGAUGUUAGCGAUUCAGACGAAGAAGAAGAUUAUUACAUGUUGACCAAUCGUGGCAACAAGCUGAAGCGAGGUGCUCGGGGCAUUGCGUGCACUGUCCUCAACCCGCCUGGUGACCCAGUUGGUGUUAGAGUCGUGGACUAUCAUGGCCACAAGCAGGCGUUAAUAUACAAAAGAUCACGCCCCGUGUUUAUUGAAGACGAAGCUGAUCUCGAGGGCGAUUCGGACUAUGAUCCAGACGAGCCCCAAUUACUCGACGAAGUCAAGCUCGACGACUUGCUAAAGCCGAUUACGGACCCCGCGGAAGUCCCCCACCAUCCUGCCAUGUCAAGAGCAUAUACCUCUGACAUUCUCCAAAAAAUUGCUAGAGAGUCGCUGGAUAUUAUUGUUGACGAAAAAGAUCGGGUCACUAAACUCGCCAACCUGCUCUCGGCGUUUCUGGGUGACGACUCGCGCUAUCUGAAUCUCAAAAACCUAGAAAUUCCUGAAUACAACACCGCAGACGAUGCUGCAGAGCCAGUUAAGCCCGAGCCGAACCCAGAGUCGUCAGGGCAUAUGAUGGGCAUUACAAGCGAUGUACAAAGCGAUGCCAAUGGUGCCCCUAUGCGCCCCAACACUCGCCAAGAAACAAACAAAAACGUCGAGCCAUUUUUUGCGGUGCCAGAAGUGCAAAUCGACUGUGACUAUGGCGUCAGCGAGGAGGCCGCGGAGGAUGCCCGCCAGCUCCUGCAAGUGGCUCAUCAGCGCAUGGAAGAGUUUGUUCGGUGCAUGACCGAAAUUCGUAUGGGUCUCACCAGAGCAGACCGUCUCAGAAGACAGGUUCUGGCCUGGUGUCGCGAGAUGAACAAUGAGGAGUACGUCGAGGGCAUGGAGGACGUCGACGAUGAGACGUCGUCACAGCAGACCUGGCAAGCCCCGGAAGCCACCGAUGCAAGCGCUAGCGGAACAGAGCGGUUUUCUGGUGUCGACCGUAGUGAUUAA